AGCUCUUACUCGGUGAAUGGCUCGGUGAAUCCUCCAUUUUCGUUAUGUUCCCACUUCGCCCCCACUCCUCUCUUCGCCCCGUCCAUCUCUCGGCGCUGUUUCGCGACGGCGACUUCGCCGUCCUCCUUGCUGUCGGCGUUAGACACUUUCCAGGACCGUCACGUUGGCCCGGACGGCAGCGAGGUCAAGCAUAUGCUGUCUGCCCUUGGAUAUGAGUCCAUGGAUGCUUUCGUGGAUGCUACCGUGCCGUCGAAGAUCAGAGUCGCGUCGUCUUCUGUGAGCAACGACAGCAUCGCCGCUCUGAGCGAGUCGGAGCUCUACAAGCGGGCGAGGGAGCUUGCGAAGGCGAACAAACCGUUCAAGAGCUACAUCGGUAUGGGCUACCACAAUGCUGUUGUACCGCCCGUCAUUCUCCGUAAUAUCAUGGAGAGUCCCGCUUGGUAUACCCCGUAUACCCCGUACCAGCCUGAGAUCGCACAAGGUCGCCUGGAGUCACUCGUGAACUACCAGACGAUGAUCAUGUCAUUGACGGCUAUGGACAUCGCGAACGCUUCGUUGCUCGACGAAGCGACUGCUGCAGCAGAAGGAAUGGUCAUGGCUUUUGCGUCCACGAAUCAGAAGAAGCGCGUCUUCCUCGUCGACAAGGGUGUUCUUCCUCAGACAAUGGCUGUUCUGCAAACUCGUGCCAAAGGCUUCGGUAUUCAACUGGUCGUCGGUGACGUCUUCUCACUUGCCAAGGACAACUCGACCGAAAUUUGCGGCGCCUUGGUUCAGUACCCGGACGUCAACGGAAGUGUCUUCGAGUACGGUCAACUCGCCGAAACGAUUCAUAAGGCUGGAGGGCUUGUCGUGUGUGCCACGGACCUGUUGGCAUUGACCAUGCUCAAACCGCCGGGCGAGUGGGGCGCAGACAUCGUUCUCGGUAACUCCGCGCGGUUCGGUGUACCCGCAGGUUAUGGUGGCCCACACGGUGCAUUCUUCUCGUGCACGGACAAGUUGAAGCGCAAGAUGCCCGGCCGUCUGAUCGGCAGGAGCAAGGACGUCUAUGGCAAACCCGCGUACAGAUUGGCUCUGCAGACCCGUGAACAACACAUUCGACGAGAGAAGGCAACUAGCAACAUUUGCACGGCGCAGGCUCUACUUGCGAACAUGGCUGCGAUGUAUGCUGUCUACCACGGCCCGGUUGGCCUAAGGCGCAUCGCGGAGAAGGUCCACACCCUAACAUCCAUCUUGAAGUCGGAAGUCGAGGCACUUGGCUACAAGGCGAUUAACCCGAGCUUCUUUGACACGCUCACUUUUGAAGUCAACAGCGCCGCGCCUCAUGCGGAGACCGUCCAUGACGUAGCCGCGAAGUUGAACGUCAACCUGCGAAGGAUUGAUGAGAAGCACGUCGGCGUCACCCUGGACGAGAGUGUGUCCAAGGAGGACGUCGAAACGCUGGUUCAGGUCUUCGCGUCUGCUGCCUCGAAGGAGCGCAGCUCGGUGACGGCUCCGGGGUCCUCAGCUAUCCCUCAGACCCUCCAACGCACGUCGGAAUACCUCCCGCACCCCGUCUUCAACACGCACCACUCCGAGACUGAGAUGCUCCGGUACAUCUACCACCUCCAGUCGAAGGACCUCGGGCUCGUGCACGCGAUGAUCCCGCUCGGCAGCUGCACCAUGAAGCUCAACAGCACGAGCAGCAUGAUCCCGCUGACCUGGCCCGAGUUCUGCAACGUCCAUCCGUUUGCGCCGACAGAUCAAGUCAAGGGCUACGUCGAGAUGAUCAAGGAACUGGAGUCGGAUUUGUGCAAGAUCACCGGCUUCCACGCCUGCUCCGUGCAGCCUAACUCUGGUGCUGCGGGCGAGUAUGCGGGUCUCUCCGUCAUCAAGGCGUACCACGAGUCUCGUGAUGAGGGCCACAGAGAUAUCUGCCUGAUCCCUGUCAGUGCACAUGGAACCAACCCCGCAUCAGCUGUCAUGGCUGGUCUGAAGGUUGUCCCUGUCAAGACACACCCAGACGGUAAUCUUGACCUCGAGGACCUCCGUGCUAAGGCGGAGAAGCACAAGGACAACCUCGCCGCCUUCAUGAUCACAUACCCUUCGACGUUCGGCGUCUUCGAGGACGGUGUCCAGGAUGCUUGCAAGAUCAUUCACGAGAACGGCGGUCAAGUGUACCUGGAUGGUGCGAAUCUGAAUGCGCAGAUUGGCUUGACCAACCCCGCGACAUGCGGCGGCGACGUCUGCCACAUGAACCUUCAUAAGACGUUUGCGAUUCCCCAUGGUGGCGGUGGCCCCGGAGUCGGACCCAUUUGUGUAGCAGAGCACCUCGCACCCUUCCUCCCCUCCCACCCGAUUGUACCUACUGGCGGUGACAAAGGCAUCAGCGCCGUCGCCGCUGCGCCGUACGGCAGCGCGUCCAUCCUCCUCAUCUCCUGGGCAUACAUCAAGAUGCUCGGCGGCCACGGCCUCUCAGCCGCCUCCGCUGUCGCUCUGCUGAACGCGAAUUACAUGGCUCAUCGCCUCUCGGGACAUUACACCCUGCGCUACAAGAACGGGAACGGCCGUGUUGCCCACGAGUUGCUCAUCGACCUCGCCGAUUUUGAAAAGGCUGCCGGGCUGAAGGUCACCGACUUCGCGAAGCGUCUGCAGGACUACGGCUUUCACCCGCCCACUUGCUCCUGGCCCAUCUCUACCUGCAUGCUGAUUGAGCCUACCGAAUCUGAACCAUUGGAGGAGAUUGACAGAUUCUGCGACGCGAUGAUUCAGAUCCGUAAAGAGGCAGAGGAUAUCAUUACGGGAAAACAGCCGAAGGACAGCAACGUCCUGAAGAACGCCCCACACCCGGUCUCCGUUAUUGCUUUGCCUGACGACCAAUGGAACCGACCCUACUCGAGACAAACGGCCGCCUUCCCAAUGCCAUGGCUGAUGGAAAGGAAGUUCUGGCCGACAGUCUCUCGCAUCGAUGACGCCUAUGGCGACCUGAACCUCAUUGUGAGUCUGCUCCGAAUGUACCAAGGGGCAUCACUGACGCUUUGCCUUGCAGUGUGACUGUCCUUCCGUGGAAGAAACAGCUGCACAUUAGAUACUACUUCAUGACACACAUAGACAUGCCUGGGGUGCAUCACUCUACUGAUACUCCUAGACG
Rhodofomes roseus is the source of this 3127-nucleotide messenger RNA. Its product is annotated as glycine cleavage system P-protein-domain-containing protein. The annotation marks the transcript as partial. Gene Ontology annotation, biological process: glycine decarboxylation via glycine cleavage system. The transcript has 16 exons. The record is from RefSeq and is a predicted model, not a curated record. Gene Ontology annotation, molecular function: pyridoxal phosphate binding; glycine dehydrogenase (decarboxylating) activity; glycine binding. NCBI's taxonomy places the organism in Eukaryota, Fungi, Basidiomycota, Agaricomycetes, Polyporales, Fomitopsidaceae. Gene Ontology annotation, cellular component: mitochondrion; glycine cleavage complex.